AGCCGUUCUGGCUCAAGGUUCGUCGGACGCCAAGCGCCGACUAGCAGCUAGCCCCUUUCGGCCCAUGGCCGGUGAGUCGGCUUCGAUGAGGCCACGCUCAGACUUCCCAGCGGACGUUAUUGAUACACACAUCCACCUCAGCCGCCAUUACAGUGGUGGCUUGAAGAACGAAUGGCACCCAGACGAGACCGAAAGCUUUAGGCGUGAUUGGACUGAGGAGGACUACUUGGCUUCAGUAGCGAAGGGAUCGUGCAAGGUGAAGGCAGCUGUCUUUGUUGAGUGCUUCAAUCGGCCGCCAGUGGAAGAAGCCAGAUGGGUCCUAAAGAUGAUCGACGAUCCAAACUCAGUCGUCGUGGCGAUGUCAGCACAGAUAUCUGUGCAGAAGGGAGCCGCUGCGGUUGCUGAGUUUUUGGACGAGCUGCGUGAAGCCGACGGAGCCCUUCCCACAGGCCUGAAAGGCGCUAGAAUGGUUUUCCCAGCGGCUGAAAACAAGGCGCCAGACUGCUGUAUCGAGCCGAGGUUCUUGGAGGGACUUGCUGAGUUGGGCAAACACGGGCUGCUUUGGGAAUUUUGCGUGCAUCCUUACAUGGCGCCUUGCAUACCAGAGUGCGUCUCAAAGUUUCCAGACAUGACGUUCAUCGUCGACCAUUUAGCACAUAACGGCAACGAGGGCGGUGCCAUGGAAGCGUGGGGUCCUGCCAUAGAUGCCAUCGGCAAGUGCCCAAACGUAUACUGCAAGAUGGGGGCAUCGGAAGAAUGGGGCGUCACGAAUAAGAGUGAAUACAUGGACCGAGCUAUCGCAGCGUUUGGCUUUGACCGCAUCUUGUAUGAGUCCAACUGGUUUGUCAACGAAGCAAUGGGCGACUCAUACGACACAACAGCGAACCUGCUGCUCGAGGCCUGCGAUCGUGCUGGUGCGACGGCGGAGGACUUGGCGAAGGUUUUUCGAGGGAAUGCUAUGAAGGCGUACCGGCUCGAGAUUUGAGAUCGCGCAGCGCUCCUGCCACGUCAGUGUGGAGGACACCAGUCCGCUACACGUGACAUCGGAUCACACGUGGUUAAUCAUACGGGGGUCGGCGGAUUCUUCUGGGCAACAUAUCGGUUUCUGUGCUCCUCUCAUCCUCAUCCUGGGGCCGCGCCCCCAGGCAGCACACUCUGCCCGCGCGAGCCUGCCAUGCAUGCGCGAGCCCAAUCUCUAACCUCAGGAAGGCCCCCUUGCCCGCAAAUUCUUGACGCUUCGCGUAUCCCCAGGCACCCGGUUCCCCGGGCUGGUGCCAGUUGUUUGUCAGGGGUGAUGCUCGGAGCUUGGCGCCGCAAGGGCGACGUUCCGUAGCACCCCCGCACCACUGUGCGCUCGUUCUUUUGGACCGGGCGGCGCCUAGGUGCGUCACUGCGAAUGUGGAGCGUUUUGCUCAGUGCGCGUGCGUCGCACCUUGUGUGCAAUUAGCCUGUGCCGCCGUCCCGGACACGCUUGUUGCCGCCAGACCGUAGUCGCGCGGCCGCCGACCAAAAA
Prorocentrum cordatum is the source of this 1513-nucleotide messenger RNA. NCBI's taxonomy places the organism in Eukaryota, Dinophyceae, Prorocentrales, Prorocentraceae. The record is from the annotation of a GenBank genome assembly.